AAAAAACGCACACCUCUAACCUAACUUCCUCUACAUGUAGCGGAAACAUGGAGGUGAAUGUGUCAACUGAAUCUAUUGAGAGUGUACUACAGUCUGAAGACAAAUUUAAGAAAAACAAUGAAAUCUUGUUUUACAGGCGACAGAGAGAUAAAGCAGUGUCUCAAUACUUCACUUCCUUUGAAACUUUCGUCCUCACAGAUGGAAGGGCCAGUCUGGAGCUCUGUGACUCUCAGGGCCAGCUGUCUCUUCAAAUACGGGCAACCCAAAAUGGUACAGUCCGAGUGUCCAUUGAUGAGCUACAGCCAAUUAAACCACGCUACCAGGUUUCAGACGUUCUGGUUGGAGAGCUGAGAUAUGAGCCGCUGAGAGUUGAUUGGAAGAAAGAGGACUGUGUAUGUCUGACGUGGGGUCCAGGGCAGUACCAGCUGCUGGUUUUCUUUUCCCCUUUCAAACUGGAGAUUUCCUGUGGUGGAGAGGAGAUUGUUACUCUUAACCCAGGAAAUAAACUCUAUUUUGAAACUCUGCAAGAUCCAGCUAGCAGGUCAUCUUCAAAUUCAUCUCAGGGAGAUGAUAAUAGCUGUGGGCUGUGGAAAGAAACAUUCAGACAGUUUGAGGACAUCAAGACAAAUGGUCCUAGUUCUGUGGGUCUGGACUUAAGUCUGCAUGGGUUCAACCAUACGUAUGGUCUUCCUGAACAUGCUGAUACCCUGCUGUUGAAGGAUACAAGUGUCUCUGAAGCGUAUCGGCUGUACAACUUGGAUGUGUUUGGCUAUGACAUAAAUAGCAGAUUGGGCCUUUAUGGUUCUGUCCCUCUUCUGCUCGCUCACAAGCCAGAAAGGACAGCUGGGGUGUUUUGGUUGAACGCAUCUGAGACUCUGGUUGAUGUCAAGUACAACACAAAGCCAAAUGAGGAUGAGGAUGAACCACCAGGGAAGAAAAGCAGAAUCUCACAUCGGACUGAUGUGAGAUGGAUGUCAGAGAGCGGCACCAUCGACUGCUUCAUUUUGCUGGGACCCACAGCUGCCCAGGUGUUCUCUCAGUAUGCUCAGCUCACAGGCUACCAGGCUCUUCCUCCGCUCUUCUCCUUGGGUUAUCACCAGUGCCGCUGGAACUAUGAGGACGAGGCCGAUGUAAAAGCAGUGGAUGCUGGAUUUGACCUCCACGGUAUCCCAUAUGAUGUCAUAUGGCUGGACAUCGAGCACACAGAUGGGAAGCGCUAUUUCACCUGGGACUCCAAGUGUUUCCCUAAUCCUGCAGAACUACAGCAUCACCUCAUGAAGAAAAACAGGAAGUUGGUUGUUAUUAGUGACCCGCACAUAAAGAUGGAUCCCGAUUGGUCAAUUUACUGUGAAGCUAAAAAAGGAGGCCAUUUUGUGAAGAACAGAGAAGGGUUUGAUUUUGAAGGAACGUGUUGGCCGGGUGAAUCCUGUUAUUUGGACUUCAGUAGCUCAAAGACAAGAUUAUGGUAUGCCAGACAGUUCUCUCUAAGCAAAUAUGAAGGUUCAACAGAAUCUUUGUUUGUGUGGAACGAUAUGAACGAGCCUUCGGUCUUCAACGGGCCUGAACAGACCAUGCCAAAAGAUGCGCUUCACCAUGGAGGAUGGGAACAUAGAGAACUGCACAAUUUAUAUGGCUUCUAUCAGCACAUGGCUACAUUUGAGGGCUUAUUGACCCGCUCGGGUGGCACAGAGAGGCCGUUUAUCCUUACACGCUCCUUCUUUGCUGGGUCUCAGAGAUUAGGCGCCAUCUGGACUGGGGACAAUGUUGCUACCUGGGAGUACUUGAAGAUUUCAGUCCCCAUGUUGCUGUCUCUGAGUCUGACAGGAAUACAGUUUUGUGGAGCUGAUGUAGGGGGCUUCGUGCAGGAUCCAGACCCUGAGCUUCUGGUCCGCUGGUAUCAAGCAGGAGCUCUUCAGCCAUUUUUCAGGGCACACUCUGCCAAAAUGACCAAGCGUCGUGAGCCGUGGCUGUUUGGAGAGGAAGUGACCUCUGCGAUCCGCUCGACUGUUCGGGACAGAUACUGUCUUCUGCCAUACUGGUACACACUGUUUCACCAGGCACACACAGAGGCCCUGCCACCAAUCAGACCCCUUUGGGUGGAAUUUCCCAAGGAUACCAGCACAUUUGCUGUGGAGAACCAGUACAUGAUUGGCAGUGCUCUCCUUGUGUGUCCUGUGACAGAUCCAGGGGUCACAGAGGUCAAGGUUUUGCUCCCAGGUUCUGAUGAGCUGUGGUACGACACAAAUACAGCAGAAGUACACAAGGGUGCCAGAAGUCUGGAUGUGCCAGUGACUCUGACCACUGUGCCUGUUUUCCAGCGCGGGGGAACAGUGGUGCCCAGGAGAACAGCUUGUGGCUCUUGUACAGCAGAUCUACAGCAUUAUACAAUCACUCUCACUGUGGCUUUGGACACUAAGGGCAAUGCUGAUGGAUUUCUUUAUGUGGACGACGGCCACUCUUUUAAUUACAGAGACCAGAUGCAGUUCUGUCUGCGGCGCUUUAGCAUGCAGGCAGGCAGGCUUGUCAACAGCUGUGCUAAUGAUAAAGGCUUCUUUGUCUCUAAUGACAAAGUGGAAACGGUGGUCAUUCUUGGUCUGAAUAGUGUGAAAAGGAAACCAAAGCUCAAAUCAGGUGCAAAGAGGACAUCUGUCAUGUUUGAGUUUGACAAAACACGAGGCGUAUUAACUUUAAAUGGCUUGGAACUUGAAAUAUGCAAAGACUGGGAAAUAAUAAUAUAGUAAAGGUUUUUUUUUGGAGUUUGUUCAACAUUUUUUGGGGAGCUGUUUAAGCCUCACGCCAGUUUAUCAUUGCAAUAAUAUGUUAUAGUUGUUCAUUGUGAUUAAAUCAGCGGUUUAAUAUUUAAGAUUACCUCCAAAAUGAUUUUCUACCUCAAGAUAUCUUAAUAAUAAUGUGAUGACAUUUUAGUUGUUGGGUUCUUUUAUAUUUAAUUUGACAUAAAACUGUGGAUUUGACAACAUUGGAGGAAAAAUUGGUUUUGAAAAUAGAAAACAAUUGCCGUUAAACAUUUUGAUUCCUAAAUAAAGGUUUGUCAAUGAGCAAA
Danio aesculapii is the source of this 3061-nucleotide messenger RNA. RefSeq names its product glucosidase, alpha; neutral C (gene ganc). Gene Ontology annotation, biological process: carbohydrate metabolic process; N-glycan processing. Gene Ontology annotation, molecular function: carbohydrate binding; alpha-1,4-glucosidase activity. The record is from RefSeq and is a predicted model, not a curated record. The coding region runs from base 48 to 2738 and encodes 896 amino acids. The transcript has 24 exons. Lineage: Eukaryota; Metazoa; Chordata; Actinopteri; Cypriniformes; Danionidae.